Necator americanus (New World hookworm) is the source of this 816-nucleotide messenger RNA. RefSeq lists its product as uncharacterized. The record is from RefSeq and is a predicted model, not a curated record. The transcript has a single exon. NCBI's taxonomy places the organism in Eukaryota, Metazoa, Nematoda, Chromadorea, Rhabditida, Ancylostomatidae. The coding region runs from base 1 to 816 and encodes 271 amino acids.
AUGACAUUGAUAAACGAAUGCCUGAAUUGCUCUAUUUUCCGAUGGUCGGGACAGUACUACCGACAACUUAGAGGCCUAGCUAUGGGACAAAGGCUGGCACCCACUCUCGCCAUUGUUUUCAUGGCCAAGAUCGAAAAGCCUAUAAUAGACCGCAAACCACUGCUGUAUUAUAGUUACAUAGAUGAUUGCUGCGUCGUCUGCUCAACCCAAGCAGAACUAGACGCGUGCUUCAAUCUUCUCAAUCAGCAGUGUCCGCACAUUAAGUUCACAAGGGAGAGACCGAUAGACAACUGGUUGGCUUUCCUGAAUGUGCACAUUUACUUGCGGAAUGGGAUAUGUAAGACUAAGUGGUACAGGAAACCCAGUAGUAAAAACAUCUUAAUCCACUAUCUUUCAGCGCAUCCCAGCAAAAUGAAAAAAUCUGUUACAGGUAACAUGUACAGAACGGCGGCAAGAGUCUCAUCGAGUAGCCAGGAAAAAGCAUGGUCUAUAAAUGUGGCCCAUAAAGUAGCAAUGUCCAAUGGGUACCCAGCUGGAGAUGGUGCUACCCGACAAGCACGGUAUCCCUCUCGAAGACCCAACGUAGUGGAUGGCCCAGAGAAGAUCCCUUUCUGUUUACCUUAUAUAUCUGAUGAUAUGAGCAGAGCAGUACGGGGCUGUCUACGAAAAGCGGGUCUAAGGAAUGACGUGAGGGUUGUGGAAAUACCUCCAGCAAACCUCAAGGGGAAGCUGGUACGUAACCGUGUGUAUGAUCGACUCUGCACAACUCCCAGCUGCGUGGUUUGCCCGUAUGGCAGAGAGAGGGUGAUUGCAUGA